Molecule: messenger RNA, 1526 nt
Organism: Aspergillus piperis CBS 112811
Lineage: Eukaryota; Fungi; Ascomycota; Eurotiomycetes; Eurotiales; Aspergillaceae
Exons: 6
Coding region: 52-1122 (356 amino acids)
Source: RefSeq, a predicted model, not a curated record
CAAUGCCUGACAGAGACAAAGAGUGAAAAGUUCUGUCAUGCCGAGGACACGAUGGGGCUGACCUUGACGGGCACGUACAACACCAGACAGCUAGAGAUUGUCAUCAUCAACAGCAUCCUCGUUGUAUUGUCAGUUUCAGCUGUUUUUCUGAGAGUCUGGGCACGCAGAUUACAAGGCCUGAGACUGUUUAUAGAAGACUACCUGAGUAUUGUCGCUCUGGCCUUGGCUCUUGCAGUUAAUGCACUUCUCUUCCAGAGUCUUCACGCCGGGGUUGGGGAACAUGUCGAUACGCUUUCCGCUGCUACUGUUCAGGAAUAUUCCUUGAACCUCUAUAUGAUGCAGCUUUUCUGGAAUACAUGCCUUCCGGUCAUUAAGCUGUCUAUCGUCUUAUUCUACCAGCGCAUUUUUCCAGUCCCUUCCAUGAUAUUUGCGUGCCGCGCGGUCAUGUUGUUUUUGGCUGCGUGGUACGUUGCAUUUCAAACAACAGCCAUCUUCCAAUGUGUCCCAAUACAUCACGAGUGGCAGAAGAAGACCACUACUGGGCACUGCAUAGACUUUGUCCCUUUUGUGAUCACACUAGCUGCGACCAACUUGUGCACCGAUGUCCUUUUGUUGGUUUUGCCUACACGUGAGAUCUGGAAGCUCCAAAUCCCCUGGCCUAGGAAGAUCGGUUUGUCGAUUAUAUUUACUCUGGGUGUCAUUGUCUGCACCAUCUCGAUUGUCCGUCUCGAAAACCUGAUUGCAAUCAGUGAUUCAGAUAUCACUUGGUCAGAUACUUACUCCCACCUUUGGACUGCGAUCGAGAGCAGCCUCGGGGUGGUGGUAUCCUGCCUGCCAAGCUUGAUGCCAAUUGUGCGCCUAGUAAGGGACAGGAAAUUGCGGCGCAGCGGAAAAUCUUUUAGUCGUCCACAGGAUGGCUCAUCUUCCUACCCGAGUUACGUGCGACCGCCAUACGAGCUGUCAAAGCUGUCAAAUCAUGUUACCUCGGGAGGGAGUCGGACAAGACAUCGGUCGGGAAGUAGUCGCUCGGACUUAAUCCAGAAGGCUGUUGGGGAUAUUGAGAUCGUCACUGAGAUUAAUCAACAGGUGGAGUCGGCCAGUCAAUGUGGCUUCGAGACUUAGCCUACAUCUAGUGGCUCGAUCGGCCGCUUAACCCUUGCCAGCUCUUUUCAUGAGCCUUGGCCCCAAGCAUUUCUUAUUGAGGUUAUACACCAAAGGAACAUUCGCUCCGAAAUUUAAUAAGUCGGAAGAUUACUUUUGAAGCAUAGACAGUGGGUAUUGCAUAUCAAACGACGAUGAUGUUAUCAUUGUGUGUCACUUGGUCUUAUUCCCGUCCUAAAUACAUGGCCGACCGUGGCUGCAGUGUUCUCAUCGUCGCGGAGGAUGAUAGGCUGAUAUACGUACGCCGCUGAUGCAGUCCCUUGCUAGGAUAACUCUUAGCGGCAUCGCUAAUUCCUCUCCUGGUCUCGCCACGAGUCAGGGUCACCGGUACGCGUACCCCGCUUGACAAAAUAUGAUCGCUUGUG